AUUUAUUUCCAGUGUAAAAUGAAAACCCUACUUCUUAAACCCUACUUAUAAAGUCCUCCUUAAAACCAUAAUUGGUUGUUGCUUUGCACAUCACUUUCUCGCCGUUUACACUAUCUGCUCUCCAAGAUGGCUCCUCCAAGAGGUCGUGGUGGUUCUGGUGGUGGAUUUAGGGGUGGUAGGGGAGACAGAGGUAGAGGAAGAGGUGGUGGGGGAAGAGGUGGAGACAGGGGUACGCCCUUCAAAGCCAGAGGUGGUGGUGGCCGUGGAGGCGGCAGGGGUGGUGGCCGUGGCGGUGGCAGAGGUGGAAUGAAGGGCGGGAGCAAAGUCGUAGUUCAGCCGCAUAGGCAUGGAGGAAUUUUCAUUGCCAAGGGUAAAGAAGACGCACUUGUAACUAAGAAUCUUGUUCCCGGCGAAGCUGUUUACAAUGAAAAAAGGAUUACUGUCCAGAAUGAAGAUGGUUCCAAAGACGAAUAUAGAAUAUGGAAUCCUUUUCGUUCAAAGUUGGCUGCUGCCAUCCUUGGUGGAGUUGACAACAUCUGGAUUAAACCUGGAGCCAGAGUCCUUUACUUAGGAGCUGCUUCUGGGACAACUGUUUCUCACGUGUCUGACGUUGUAGGCCCUUCAGGAGUUGUCUAUGCAGUAGAGUUUUCUCAUAGAAGUGGUCGUGAUUUGGUCAACAUGGCAAAAAAACGUACAAAUGUUAUUCCCAUUAUUGAAGAUGCUAGACAUCCAGCUAAAUACAGAAUGUUGGUUGGAAUGGUUGAUGUCAUUUUUUCUGAUGUUGCUCAGCCUGAUCAGGCUAGGAUUUUGGGGUUGAAUGCUUCGUAUUAUCUCAAAGCAGGUGGUCAUUUUGUUAUUUCAAUCAAGGCUAACUGCAUAGACUCCACAGUACCUGCUGAGGCAGUGUUUGAAAGCGAAGUGAACAAGUUGAAGGCGGAUCAAUUCAAACCAUUCGAACAAGUAACCCUUGAACCAUUUGAGAGGGACCAUGCCUGUGUGGUUGGAGGAUAUAGAAUGCCCAAGAAGAAAAAAGAAACUGCGUAGUAUAUUACCUUUUGAGGUAUUCACUAGGCUUUUGUACCAAUGUUACGUUAAUGAAUUUUGUUAUAGUUUUGUUUUGAAAUCUUGGUGCUUAAAAUUCCCAAGGAAAAAUGAUUUUGCGAGUA
Molecule: messenger RNA, 1166 nt
Organism: Vigna angularis (adzuki bean)
Lineage: Eukaryota; Viridiplantae; Streptophyta; Magnoliopsida; Fabales; Fabaceae
Product: rRNA 2'-O-methyltransferase fibrillarin 2
Exons: 7
Coding region: 127-1044 (305 amino acids)
Biological process (GO): box C/D sno(s)RNA 3'-end processing; rRNA methylation
Cellular component (GO): nucleolus; box C/D methylation guide snoRNP complex; small-subunit processome
Molecular function (GO): rRNA methyltransferase activity; RNA binding; histone H2AQ104 methyltransferase activity
Source: RefSeq, a predicted model, not a curated record